Messenger RNA from Electrophorus electricus (electric eel), 5777 nucleotides. It is a transcript of the gene egfem1, whose product is annotated as EGF-like and EMI domain containing 1. NCBI's taxonomy places the organism in Eukaryota, Metazoa, Chordata, Actinopteri, Gymnotiformes, Gymnotidae. The record is from RefSeq and is a predicted model, not a curated record. Gene Ontology annotation, molecular function: calcium ion binding; protein binding.
GUCUCCUACACUGCUCUAGACUCUUACGUCCGGGAACAUCAUUACUGUCCGGCGUCAGUUUCACGGAAAACCCCUGUCUUUUUAUGAGAUACAGAAUGUCUACCUCUAAAAUUUUACUUUGGUGUGCUAUAAUUUCGAUAAACGCUUCAUACAUUGCCUUAUCACUGGACCUGCAGCCGGACAUGCCCAAUGUGUGUGAGGAGCAGGAGAUGCAGGUGUUUGGAGGUAAGCAGCCGUGCGUGCAGGCCUUCGUGCGCACGGUGAAGGUGUGGAAACAGGGCUGCUCACCCCAGCGCUGGUGCCUGGGCUACGAGAGGAGGACAGUUUAUUAUACAGCCUACAGGCAGGUAUACAGCAGGGUGCUGCAGACUGUUUACAAAUGCUGUGCAGGAUGGACACGCAGAGGCGAGGAAAGGGGCUGCUUACACAGAUUGUGCUCCUCGGAAACCUGUUUUAACAGGGGCAGGUGUGCAGACUCAGGGGAUCAGGUGUGUGUGUGUCCUGCCGGGUUCCAGGGAACACGGUGCCAGUAUGAUGUGAACGAAUGUGAGAAGUCUAAUGGUGGUUGUGAGGCUGUGUGCUGUAACACUAUCGGGAGCUUCUACUGCAAGUGUCCUGAGGGCAGCGCUUUGGAAGAUGACGGCAAGGCGUGUCAUGACAUAGAUGAGUGCAUUGAGAUGAAUGGAGGCUGUCAGCAGAAGUGUGUGAACACUCCUGGGUCGUACCACUGUGAGUGCAGUGAGGGGUUUCGCAUGCACGCUGAUGCACGCACCUGCAUAGCUCUGAAGUCUUGUUCGGUAAUGAAUGGAGGUUGUGAGCACAUGUGUGUGGAUUUGGGGAACGACCACUAUAAAUGUCAGUGUCGCCGUGACUACCAGCUCAAGAGUGACGGCAGGCACUGCGAGUUGAAGGAUUUGUGUUUGGAGGAUAAUGGGGGAUGUGCUCAGCUGUGCGUCCAUGAGAAUGGAGUCAGAGAAUGUAGCUGCAAACCUGGAUACACACUGGCCAUAGACCACAAGAACUGUGAUGAUGUUGAUGAGUGUGUGUAUGACGAGGCCAGGUGUGCGCAUCGUUGCGUGAACAUGCCAGGAUCCUUCAGGUGUGUGUGCAACCCUGGCUUCGAGCUGGGCUCGGAUGGGAAAAGGUGCUACCGUAUUGAGAUGGAGAUCGUGAACAGCUGUGACAAAGACAAUGGCGGUUGCUCCCACCGGUGUGAACACAGCACCGGCGGGCCCCUCUGCUCCUGUAGCCAUGGCUACCGUCUCGCUGACGACCUGAGGACGUGCGUAGACAGUGACGAGUGCGAAGGCGAAGGGUCAUGCUGUCACCACUACUGCAAGAACUACCCAGGAGGGUACGAGUGUAGCUGUAACCCGGGAUACACACUCAACCCAGAUGGCUGCGCAUGCGAUGACAUCAACGAGUGUAUGUCGGAGACGUCGUGGUGCAAUCACUACUGCGUGAACAUGCCCGGGUCCUUCGAGUGCUUCUGCAGAGAGGGCUUCCGGCUGGAACACGACCAGCAAACCUGCGUCCCUCUCUAUGACGGCGACCUUGAUGGAGAAGAGGAAGGUGAAACUGAGGGUGAGGAAGAGGAGCUGGAGGUUCUUCGUCUUCCAGACCUGCUCUUCCGCCAGGCUCCCCAGCUCCUCCAGUACACCGCUGCCCUGAACUCACCUUAUGGCGACGGACACACACCUUACGAAGGACACACACCUUACGAAGGACACACACCCUACGAAGGACACACACACGGGCGAAAGCAGAGGGAGGAACUCACUGUGAUCAAGAAGAUUAUGUGUGUGGCAGGAUCGUUCGGUGAUGACUGCAGGGUGAGCUGCGCAGACUGUGCUAACGGCGCUGUCUGUGGGGGGGGCAGAGACUCCUGCAUCUGCCCACCAGGCUGGACCGGCGUCACCUGCAACCGGACGUGCGCGGAGGGGACGUUUGGUGAAGGGUGUAACGGAGUGUGCGCGUGUCAGAACGGCGGAAGCUGUGAUGCUGUAAUGGGGAAAUGUGUCUGCCCUCCAGGAGUCCAUGGCCUGCACUGUGAAAAUGGCUGUCCGCAGGGCUACUUCGGGAGGUUCUGUCGGAGGAGAUGCAACUGUCCUGGCAACGGCCGCUGCCAUCGCCUGUACGGGGGGUGUCUCUGCGCCCCCGGGCUCUACGGCAAAUUCUGCCACCUGCCAUGUCCAAACUGGACGCACGGCGUGGCGUGCUCUGUGGAGUGUGACUGUGUGCGGGAGAACUCGCUUGGCUGCGAACCCGGCAACGGUACCUGCCUCUGCAGACCUGGUUACCAUGGCGACCAAUGCCUGUCAGAAUGCAACACUGGUUUCUAUGGUAGCGGUUGCCGAGAGCGAUGUCACUGUGCUGACGGUGUGUCAUGUGACCCUAAAACUGGAGAAUGCCAGCAAACGUGCCCACCUGGGUUUCGUGGAGAGAAAUGCCAACUCAGAUGCACUGCAGGGUUCUAUGGACCAGGAUGUGCGUUUCACUGCCCCUGCAGCUCUGAGGCCAGUUGCGAUCCCGUGACAGGGGUGUGUGUGUGUCCAUCAGGGUACACUGGGCACAACUGCUCUACAGGGUGUGCAGCUGGUUUAUGGGGACCUGGCUGCGCCAAUGUCUGUCAAUGUGUCAACAGUGCAGUACCAUGUGACGCCAGCAGUGGGCGCUGCCUCUGUGAGCCUGGAUACACUGGAGAGCAGUGCGAGCAGAGGUGUCCUGAAGGCCAGUAUGGUCUGGAGUGUGAGCGAGUGUGUGAGUGUGUGAACGGAGCAAAGUGUGACCAUGUGAACGGAACCUGCACAUGCACACCAGGCUGGACUGGAACACACUGUGAAAAGAUGUGUGAGCAGGGCAGGUACGGACAGGACUGUUCCGAGGUGUGUGUGUGCUCCGGACCUCGGCAGCUUUGUCACCACAUCACUGGCAAGUGCAUCUGUCAACCUGGUUACUACGGAGACCGCUGCCAACUCAAAUGCAGAGAGGGCACAUAUGGGCUCAACUGCAAGAAGAGAUGCCGAUGUGCCAAUGCUGGACGCUGUGACUUCAGGACCGGCACCUGCUUCUGCCCGCCCGGAUACCUGGGAGCCAAUUGCAGCACCCGCUGUCCGGCAGGUCACUAUGGGAAGGACUGUGUCAAGGUGUGUUUGUGUGGGGAGGGCAGACACUGUCACCCAGUGACUGGGAGGUGUAACUGCGCUCCUGGCCGAACCGGGCAGUCGUGCCAGCAAGUGUGUUCCAGGGGGCGCUAUGGAGCACAGUGUCGUGGUGUGUGUGCAUGUGCAAAUGGAAGCGUGUGUGACCCUGUUGAUGGAGCAUGCAGGUGUGCACUAGGGUGGAUGGGCACACGUUGUGAAGAAGCCUGCAUGUCAGGGCAGUUCGGAGCUAACUGUGAGCUGGAGUGUGUCUGUCAGAAUAACGGGACGUGUGACCGGUUUACUGGGUCCUGCUCCUGUACCGCUGGCUAUUAUGGAUCCAUCUGCCAACACCAAUGCCCUGCUGGUUUUUUUGGCCUGCUCUGCUCCCAGACGUGCGACUGUGCUUCUGGACACACAUGUAAUCACGUGACAGGACAAUGCACGUGCCCUCCAGGUUACCACGGCGACCGCUGUCAAACGCGUUGUGCAGUGGGACAUUUUGGUGUGGGUUGUGUACGACCGUGUAAGUGUGCUGAGGGGGUACCUUGUGAUCCAGCUACUGGCCAAUGCUUCUGCCCCCCAGGAAAGACUGGGAACAACUGUGAAAAAGACUGUGGCGAUGGCUUUUAUGGACCCGGCUGUUCUCUGCAGUGUCUGUGCUCUAAUGGAGGCCAGUGUGACCAACGCAAUGGACGUUGUGUUUGCCCCCUCUCCUGGCUUGGUCACACCUGUGAGGAAGGUGUUUCUGGAAUCUUUAGCCCUGCUGUGCUCUCUGUUUCUUUCCCACUGAAGCAGAGGAGAGAUGUCUGACCAUGUUCGGCUACAGCGGCCAGAGACUCUAAACUUAUACACACUCCAACACACAGUGUUCUUUGUCAGGUGUGUGUGGGGGGCAGGUUAAGUUUUUAAACAUUUUGUAUCAAAACAAGAGGUGAGCCACAGAGGAGCUGAAGUAAACACACACACGCAUGCGUGCACGCACACACACACACACACACUACGAGUUCACUACUGAGCUUCCACUCUGUGUUAGUAUGUGAGAAUGUGUGUGUGAGAAUGUGUAUGUACGCAUGUAUAUAUAUGGGCAUGCAUAUGUAAGAAUGAGUGUGCAUGCAUGUGUGUACGUGUGCGUGUGUGGGUGCAUGCAUCCAUUUCUAUGCAUUCUGAAGCCAAACAUUCCAUGUCAUCCUUCAAACCACAUCAGUCAAACCCUCCCAUACCCACAAAGCCACAAAGUCCAACCAAAAUUCUCUUAUUACAGGACAUGGGAGGGUAGCUUCAACCUUUCAUUUCACCAUAUACCACUAAGCGAAUAAAAACGUUUCUCCAACCUUCCUCAGAAAUACUCCCUCGUUAGCAGACUCACUCGGGUUGCCUUUACACCAGAUAUCCCACAGAGCUCAUCACUGAAAUAACCAGGCUCUCACACAGCCUCCGAUGGUGCCCAUUGUUGUUCAUUUAAUUAACAACACGAAGUAUCAAGCAUGAUAUUACUAUUAUAGCUAUUAUUUUUUUUAAAAUAUAUUUCGCUGUGUCUGGCAGACCAGGCUCGCGUUUUCGGCUCCUCGUGUAUUUCCUGUGAUGUGAUUUCUGUGACAGCACACCCAAAGCGCCCGUGCGCACUGUGUAAAUAUCCAGUUACUUGCCCCAUCCGCCGAGCCGCUCUGUGUAAAUUGUUAAAAGGGAAGUGUCUAGCAGAAUGCGCCUCUUGUAAACGAAACCUCGAGGCGCUCCGAAGAUCAGUGAUUCAGCGACCCUCUCACGCCAAACAGCUCUAAUCCCAACAAAUGAGCCGCCUCGCGCGGCCGUUCCAACGGCGGGACUCGCGUGCUGUAAAAGUGAGACGUGAGGAGCGCUCGCUCUGUCUGCUGUAACGCUUCUGUUUACUUCUAUUUCCCCCUGCUUGUCACGAAACUCAAAUACUGUCACACGGAUCAAACGCUGAAUGUAAUGGUGCUAUAAUGAAGAAUAACGCAGAACUUUGAAUUAAAAUGCUGGUUUUUUUUUUUUUUUUUUUGGGUUUUUUUUUUUCAGAAGUCGGUGUGUGUCCAUUUCUCACGUUUAAGAAAACAAAAACAAACACAAAAAAAAUCGUGAAUAAUUUUAUAAUUAAAUGAAUGUCAGUUUCAAAUGCCAGUUGCAUUUGGAGGUGCAGUGCAGCCGUUCAUUUUUUUUUUUUUUUGGACCGUGGAUUGGUUGUGGUUUGGACUUCGUGCUCUGAUAAAACAGUGACGAUGAGGUUAAAGCGCAGAAUGUCUGCUUUAAAUUGGCACGUAUUUAUUGUCUGUAAUGUGUGAAUUAUGCACCAGCCGGAGCUCUUUGCUGUACGUAGGGGAGGGAAGGUGAGUUAUUGGACAAAUUAAUAGUCUUAAAUAAAUUGUCCCGGUCAGUGCAAGCCCUUGUAACCUAAAGUCAUUAGGAAUGGCUGUCUUCCCUGCAGAUUCUCUGGCAGGCCUGUAACACAGCCACUUUCAUUUGUAGCUUGUUUCUGUCUUUGUUUAAGUCUCUGGUUUGCGGUAUUUUGCUGUAUUUUUUUUGUUUUUUUCAGAAUGUGUCAGGUCAGGUGACUUAUUUUGUGUUGACUGCUCAUUCACUUGAUAAUGCUUGUCUGCUAUGUGAAUUAAUAUAAUUGGA